CAUUUUCUUGCAAAGCCCGCCAUAGACUUACCACCUUUGACCUUAAAAACUCUCUUUCUCUUCAACACGUUUUUUGUUCUUUCUUCUUAACUCCUUCUUCAAUGUCAUUAACAACCCCUUAUUUACACCUUAAACUUGUUAAUAUAAUCAUUCCAAAAAUUUCUACAAAACUUUUUUCUUUUUGCUCAAAACCUAGUUCCUUUGUUUAACAUAUCAUUCAUUUCAUUCAUUGUAGUAACACUUUCUACGUCUUGCUUAAUUAUUUUUGUUUUUUCAAGUGUUUUUUGUAGCAAAAGUCUAAAAUGUUCUAAACAUGUCUGAAGAAUCUUUGAAUUCAGACGCGUUUUAACUAAGCAGACAAUACCUCGGAAAGCAGUGUAGCAGAUUUGAGGUCGGAGCAGAUAAAACUUCAUAUGGAUUCUAAGAGGCCACUUUUGUUACAAUCUCCAAGAACACCAAAUGAUCAAUAUAUUCCUACAAUACCGGUUUUUCCUGAGCUACCAAAGUCGAAGUCAAGUUCAAGCAACACAGUAACAUUUUCCGGUGUUGAAUUCGGUCAAGUUGAGAAUAAAAACUCUUCAAACUCAUCAUCAUCAAGCAAAAGUUCCAUGUCCAUUCAUUCUAUGGGUUCUAGCAAGAGGAACAAUUCUGUGAGGGAAAUGAGUAGUUUAAACCAUUCAGGAUCAAAAAGUACUGUGAGGUAUGGUUCAAAAGGUGGUGGUGAUUCUGAAGGGUUAACCAUGUCACAAAGAGAACUUAGAGAUGAAGAUGCAAGAUUGGUAUAUAUAAAUGAUCCUGAGAAAACCAAUGAGAAUUUUGAGUUUUUCGGAAAUUCAAUUCGAACUGCUAAAUACUCAAUUCUCACUUUCAUUCCAAGGAAUUUGUUUGAACAGUUUCAUAGAGUUGCUUAUAUAUAUUUUCUCAUCAUUGCUAUUCUCAAUCAGCUUCCUCAACUUGCAGUAUUUGGAAGAUAUGUUUCGAUUCUACCGUUGGCUUUUGUUCUGUUUGUUACUGGUGUGAAAGAUGCUUUUGAAGAUUGGAGGAGACACAAUUCAGAUAAAGUUGAGAAUAACAGGUUAGCAACAAUUUUGAUGAAUGACGGUAGUUUCAUUGAGAAGAAAUGGAAGGAUAUUCGUGUUGGUGAGAUUGUAAAAAUCAAAACAAAUGAAACAAUUCCUUGUGAUAUUGUUUUGUUAUCAACUAGUGAUCCAACUGGUGUUGCAUAUGUGCAAACUAUUAAUCUUGAUGGUGAGAGUAAUUUGAAGACUAGGUAUGCGAAACAGGAGACAGGUUCAAAGGUUCAACCGAGGUAUACUGGUUUGAUCAAGUGUGAGAAACCGAAUAGGAAUAUAUAUGGAUUUAUGGCGAAUAUGGAAAUCGAUGGUAAGAAGUUAUCACUUGGAUCAACCAACAUUGUGCUUAGAGGAUGUGAGCUUAAGAAUACUAGUUGGGCACUUGGUGUUGCAGUCUAUUGUGGCCGCGAGACUAAAGCUAUGCUUAACAAUUCAGGAGCUCCAUCGAAAAGAAGUAGACUAGAGACGCGGAUGAAUUAUGAAAUCAUUAUGUUGUCGUUCUUUCUUGUUGCAUUGUGUACAAUCACGUCUGUUUGUGCUGCGGUUUGGUUGAAGCGCCAUAAGGAUGAGUUGAAUCUGUUGCCUUAUUAUAGGAAACUUGAUUUUUCAAAGCCGGUAGUUGAAGACUAUAAGUACUAUGGAUGGGGAUUGGAAAUCUUUUUCACAUUCCUUAUGUCAGUUAUAGUUUACCAGGUCAUGAUUCCUAUUGCUUUGUACAUUUCUAUGGAGCUUGUUCGUGUUGGCCAGGCCUAUUUCAUGAUCGAAGACGAUCGAUUGUAUGAUGAGGCUACCAAUUCAAAGUUUCAGUGCAGAGCUUUGAAUAUUAAUGAAGAUUUAGGGCAAAUUAAGUAUGUGUUCUCAGAUAAAACUGGUACACUUACUGAAAAUAAGAUGGAGUUUCAAUGUGCAAGCAUACGAGGAGUCGAUUACAGUUCCACAAACACCAGCACGGAGAAUGAACUAGGUGAAUACUCAGUGCAAGUUGAUGGAAAGAUCUUAAAACCAAAGAUGAAGGUGAAAGUUAAUCCAGAGCUUUUGCAAUUGGCAAGAAAUGGAGUUGAAAAUGUGGAAGGAAAAAGGAUUUAUGAUUUCUUUCUAGCACUUGCAACCUGCAAUACUAUUGUGCCUAUUGUUGUUGACACGCCCGAUCCUGAUGUCAAGCUGUUAGAUUACCAAGGUGAAUCACCUGAUGAACAAGCAUUGGCGUAUGCAGCUGCUGCCUAUGGUUUUAUGCUUAUCGAACGAACCUCCGGCCACAUAGUCAUUGAUAUUCAUGGACAAAGACUCAAGUUCAAUGUCUUGGGUUUACAUGAAUUUGACAGCGAUAGAAAAAGAAUGUCGGUUAUAUUAGGCUACCCGGACAGUUCAGUUAAACUCUUUGUCAAAGGAGCAGACACAGCCAUGUUUAGUGUAAUGGACAAAUCACACAACAUGGAUGUAAUAAAAGCGACAGAAACUCAUCUUCAUUCUUACUCUUCCCUAGGUUUAAGAACACUUGUUAUUGGAAUGAAAGAGCUAAGCACUUCAGAGUUUGAGCAAUGGCAUACAGCUUAUGAAGCAGCAAGCACUGCAGUAUUUGGAAGGGCUGCACUGCUUAAAAAAAUUUCAAACCAUGUCGAAAACAAUGUUUUCAUAUUAGGAGCAUCUGCUAUUGAAGAUAAACUUCAACAAGGCGUGCCGGAAGCAAUUGAGUCGCUAAGAGCAGCAGGGAUUAAAGUUUGGGUUUUGACUGGUGACAAACAAGAAACUGCUAUAUCUAUUGGAUUCUCAUCAAAACUUUUGACAAGAAACAUGACUCAAAUUAUUAUUAAUAGUAAUAGUAAAGUGUCAUGUAGAAAAAGUCUCAAAGAUGCUCUUGAAAGGUCUAGAAAACUUGACGCAGUUGCAACACAGAUAGCUUUGAUUAUUGAUGGUGGAAGCCUUGUACACAUUCUUGACAGUGAACAUGAGGAAGAGCUGUUUCAACUUGCAAGUUUGUGUUCUGUCGUUCUUUGUUGUCGAGUGGCUCCACUGCAAAAGGCUGGUAUUGUUUCCCUUGUGAAGAAAAGAACAUCUGACAUGACACUAGCCAUUGGUGAUGGUGCUAAUGAUGUAUCAAUGAUUCAAAUGGCUGAUGUUGGAGUUGGUAUAAGUGGACAAGAGGGUAGGCAAGCUGUGAUGGCAUCAGAUUUUGCAAUGGGACAGUUUAGGUUUUUAGUUCCUCUCUUAUUGAUACAUGGUCACUGGAAUUACCAAAGGCUUGGUUACAUGAUACUAUACAAUUUCUACAGAAAUGCAGUCCUUGUUCUUGUCCUAUUUUGGUAUGUUCUCUACACUGCUUUCACUUCAACAACUGCAAUAAAUGAAUGGAGCUCCACAUUGUACUCAAUAAUCUACAGUGCACUUCCAACUAUUAUUGUUGGAAUUCUUGACAAAGAUCUUAGUAGAAGCACUCUCCUAAAGUAUCCUCAACUUUAUAGUGCUGGACAAAGAGAUGAAGCCUACAACAAGAAAUUGUUUAUGUUAACAAUGGUUGAUACUUUGUGGCAAAGCAUGGUUGUAUUUUGGCCUCCACUCUUUGCAUAUUGGAAAAGUACUAUUGAUAUAGCAAGCAUAGGAGACCUUUGGACUCUUGCAGUGGUUAUUUUGGUCAAUUUACAUUUGGCUAUGGAUGUUGUUAGAUGGUAUUGGGUGACUCAUGCUGUCAUUUGGGGAUCUAUUCUUGCUACAUUCAUUUCUGUCAUGAUCAUUGAUGCUAUACCUCAACUUCCUGGUUACUGGGCCUUCUUUCAUGUUUCAAGCACUGGACUGUUCUGGGCAUUGUUGCUAGGAAUUGUCAUAGCAGCAUUGCUUCCACGUUUGGUUGUAAAAUAUAUUUAUCAAUAUUAUUUUCCUAGUGAUAUUCAAAUUUCUAGAGAAGCUGAAAAGAUGAGAGAAUAUCAAAGAGUUGCUGAAAAUGGACAAAUAGAAAUGCUUCCUAUAUCAUAUCAUCAACCAAGAUAAGAGAAAUAAUCAAUUUUUUUUUUAUUUUGUUAAUUUUGUAAAGUUGCAUAUACUUUAGGAUACUUCAUAGUAUUUCUCUAUGUUGCGGAUUUCAUUGUUAACUAUCCGAAGGAUAGAGUUUUUUUUUGUUACACUUUAGAGUUUUGUUAUGUUUUCAUUCUUCUAUGUCCAUAGUUUUUUUUUUUUUUUUUUUAGGGACGUGUGUCCAUUGUUUGUUAUGUUGUAAAUUACCAUUGAUUAUAGAAGGAAGGAAAUAUUUGAUUACA
This is a messenger RNA of Medicago truncatula (barrel medic), 4321 nucleotides long. RefSeq names its product phospholipid-transporting ATPase 1. Gene Ontology annotation, molecular function: ATP binding; magnesium ion binding; ATPase-coupled intramembrane lipid carrier activity. Lineage: Eukaryota; Viridiplantae; Streptophyta; Magnoliopsida; Fabales; Fabaceae. The record is from RefSeq and is a predicted model, not a curated record. Gene Ontology annotation, cellular component: plasma membrane. Gene Ontology annotation, biological process: phospholipid translocation. Bases 414 to 4055 code for a protein of 1213 amino acids. The transcript is spliced from 7 exons.